Molecule: messenger RNA, 933 nt
Organism: Phytophthora sojae
Lineage: Eukaryota; Oomycota; Peronosporomycetes; Peronosporales; Peronosporaceae
Exons: 4
Coding region: 13-933 (306 amino acids)
Biological process (GO): protein dephosphorylation
Molecular function (GO): protein tyrosine/serine/threonine phosphatase activity
Source: RefSeq, a predicted model, not a curated record
GCGAAGCAAGCCAUGCCGCAAGCGGAGCUGCCAGUCGUGAGGCUGCUGCUGGAGCGCCAGCGCCACCACCCGCUGCUGGAAGGGUUUCCGAAGGCGGCGCGCAUCAGCGAUCUCCCCUUGUUCCUCGGCGAAGCUGGAGCUGCCCAGGACGCGGCGUUCCUCGAGGCCAAUGGCGUCCAGGCGGUCAUCGCAUUGGGCACCGGUAACCUCAUUGAAAAGCCGUGCGACGCGCUGCUCAUUGACAUCCUGGACAUGGAGGAGGAGUUGCUACUGCCGCACUUCGACGAGUGCAUCGAGUUCCUCAAGAAGCACUUGAUGCGGGAGACGCCGACGGCUGUGCUGGUGCACUGCGUGUACGGCCAGUCGCGCAGCGCUUCUAUCUGCGUGGCGUACCUGAUGGCGAUGCAGGGUCUGACGCUGCUGGAGGCGUACGACGUGGUGCAGACAGCUCGGCCGUGCAUCUCGAUCAACCCGGGCUUCUUGCGGCAGCUGGAGCUCUUUCAGAGGAUGGAGAACGACCCGAAUAUCAUGGGCGCCACCCCUGCACACGCUGAGCUGCGCACGAUGGUGGCGCGACGACAGCGGAUGAAGACGGGAACUCCCGAUGUGGUUGGUACGCCGCAGCUCACACGUCCGGGCAGCUCGUUGUGCUGCAGGAAGUGCAAUUACGUGUUGGCAACGACACGGAAUCAGUUAUCUCACUCAUGCUCAGACACCGCUGAAGGAGCUUGCGCUGGUAUUUUUGUAGAGCCGAUGCAGUGGAUGACUCCGGAACCGUCUUUCGUCAGAAAUAAUGACGGCAAGCUGCUCUGUCCGUCCUGUAAGGCCAAACUUGGCUCGUGGAACUGGAUCGGUGUCAAAUGCAACUGCAAGUGCUUCGUCAGCCCAGCAUUUCAGUUGGUUCCGAGUCGGAUACAGACUCGCGUCCUGUAG